Molecule: messenger RNA, 452 nt
Organism: Acanthochromis polyacanthus (spiny chromis)
Lineage: Eukaryota; Metazoa; Chordata; Actinopteri; Pomacentridae
Product: histone H2A
Cellular component (GO): nucleosome
Molecular function (GO): DNA binding; structural constituent of chromatin; protein heterodimerization activity
Source: RefSeq, a predicted model, not a curated record
UCACUUCAUCGGUUAACGCACUAAGCAUCAUGUCUGGAAGAGGAAAAACCGGAGGCAAAGCCCGAGCAAAGGCCAAGUCUCGUUCCUCCCGAGCCGGACUCCUUCCGGUGGGUAGGGUCCACAGGCUACGCAAGGGCAACUACGCGGAGCGCGUCGGCGCGGGGCUUCCGGUGUAUUUAGCGGCCGUGUUGGAGUAUCUGACCGCUGAGAUCCUGGAGCUGGCAGGCAACGCUGGCCAGGGACAACAAGAAGACCAGGAAGUCAUCCCCCGGCACCUCCAGCUGGCCGUGCGCAACGACGAGGAACUAAACAAACUGCUUGGAGGUGUGACCAUCGCACAGGGAGGUGUGCUGCCCAACAUCCAGGCUGCUCUCCUCCCCAAGAAGACGGAAAAACCGGCCAAGAGCAAGUAAAAGAGACAGGCAGGCCCAGAUUCAAACGGGACAAAACGG